Molecule: messenger RNA, 612 nt
Organism: Verticillium nonalfalfae
Lineage: Eukaryota; Fungi; Ascomycota; Sordariomycetes; Glomerellales; Plectosphaerellaceae
Exons: 3
Coding region: 1-612 (203 amino acids)
Biological process (GO): carbohydrate metabolic process
Cellular component (GO): extracellular region
Molecular function (GO): cellulose binding
Source: RefSeq, a predicted model, not a curated record
AUGCUCGCUCACAUGCUGCCAGCCGUCUUCCUCCUCGCUCAUGGUACCCUUGGGCAGGUCUCGCCUCAACCCACACGCGGCGCAACUCAGAGCCUCUACGGGCAGUGCGGCGGCGCAAAUUGGGAAUAUGCAACAGCUUGUGCCCCUGGCUCGACAUGCUACAACGACGGAAACCCUUGGUACUCCCAAUGUGUAGCCUACGAGCACCUGCCCCCCGACCACCCUCUCUACCCCGGAAAUGGGGGAACCAGCCGUCCGACCAAGACGACCGCUGUCACAGUGACGACGACGUCCAAGACCAGCUCGACGUCCAAGGUCUCGACGCCGACGCGGACAACCUCGACCGCCUUCUUUACCACAACCAAGCCCGCCACGACAAAGCCCGCCACAUCGUCUAAGACGACGCCCAAGACGUCGUCGACAACAACGUCUACUUCGAAGACGCAGGCGACGACCACCUUGAAGCCACGCACGACGACGACGAGCACGACAACCACCACGAAACCACCCCCCGAAGUCACGACACCGGCACCGCCGCCCGUAGGCGGAGGACCCAUCACGCUGACGCCGAGCACGAUCCGCGGACCAACACGAACAAUCGCCUGGCCCUGA